Messenger RNA from Eucalyptus grandis, 1327 nucleotides. RefSeq lists its product as uncharacterized. NCBI's taxonomy places the organism in Eukaryota, Viridiplantae, Streptophyta, Magnoliopsida, Myrtales, Myrtaceae. The record is from RefSeq and is a predicted model, not a curated record. The transcript has 9 exons. The coding region runs from base 125 to 1051 and encodes 308 amino acids.
GAGGUUGCUCAAAAGGAAAGCCCAGUCGAGCUCGAGAACCGUCCGGACGCAUUCGGCCUCCCCAGAUCGAAAGGGAUUUGAUCAAACAGUUGGUGUGCGUCGCGCCGAAACGUUCGGCGACGCCAUGAGAGGGAGCAAAGCGACGGUGCUAACCGUCGGGGAGAAGUGCAAGAGUAUACUAGCGUCGAACUGGCAAGGCCACCUUAGUACCAUCAGAGCCGACGCCACAGGAAGCAAGGGCGACAUACACAGUUCGAAGGUUAAGUAUAUGGUCAAGAGAGGGAAACCCUACAUUUGGAUUCCAGAGAAUGAUAUUCACAAUGUGAACACAGUAAUUGAUGAGCGUGGCUCGUUGGCAGUAGCAACACCUUUCCCAGGUCCGCUGGCUAAUCUACUCAAGUCCCUGAAAAAGUUACCAUCUCGGAUUGCUCUGACCGGAGAUGUUCUUCCUCUUAAGGACCAAAAGGCCCAAUUGGCUUCUGAAAGCCUUAAAGAACUUAUACAGUCUGAAGUGGAAGCAAUUAGGGAGUCCAGUUAUGCAGUAUCUGGUGUCCUAAGUUCGACGAAUCCUGUUUUUACAUCUCGUAGCGAAAACCUUUAUGACUUACUAGAUGAAAGUCAAAAGCACGCCAUCUAUAAGUUUGAUAUAAGAUCAUGCACAUUCAUUGAUAGCAAUGGAGGAACUCAUGAAGUUGAUUUGGAAGUCAUACAAACAUCCAAGACAGAUAUUUUGGCACCCUAUUCGGCCAUGCUUGUUGAUGGAAUUAAUCAAAGUGAAUCAAGGCGAAGAGCACUGGUGCUUUUCUGUUUCACAUACAUGAAUGCACCUGUGAGAGAUGCAUUCAUGCUGUCUCUGGAUCGAAAGGGAUUUGAUAUACUGGGUAAGGUCCCAGGUCCAGCACUGCAGGAUGGUAGUUGGCAGUAUCAAUGGAGGGAAUUUAGAUUCUCCUUCAAGGCAGAGGCACUUGACAUCGAAUCCUUCUGCCAGCAGCUGGUGGAAAUGGAGGAGGAGGCCGUUAAGAAGGUUUCAAGUUACAGUGGCCUUGGAUGAAUUGGAAUUGCCUGCAUAAGUGAUAGACUACCGCAAUGAAAGGGUAGUUUAUAUAUAGUACCGAGGAAGAUUGCAAUAUUUUUCAGGGAGGUCUAGGGAAGUCAUGGCAAUGACAUGCCUGUAUUGCUUAAGUUCAGCUUGCCUGAUAUAAUUUCUUUUUGUUUGAAAAGAAGAAUUAUCUUCUUCCUACUUCGCUUCAUUUCUGCAUAUUAUGGAAUUAUCGAAAGAUUGGGCAAAGUCAACUGCACGCCAAUAUAUUGGACCUGCACUUCUCUA